Periophthalmus magnuspinnatus is the source of this 1164-nucleotide messenger RNA. Its product is annotated as zinc finger protein 316-like. The record is from RefSeq and is a predicted model, not a curated record. Gene Ontology annotation, biological process: regulation of transcription by RNA polymerase II; central nervous system development. Bases 17 to 1156 code for a protein of 379 amino acids. Gene Ontology annotation, molecular function: DNA-binding transcription factor activity, RNA polymerase II-specific; RNA polymerase II cis-regulatory region sequence-specific DNA binding. NCBI's taxonomy places the organism in Eukaryota, Metazoa, Chordata, Actinopteri, Gobiiformes, Gobiidae. Gene Ontology annotation, cellular component: nucleus. The transcript is spliced from 2 exons.
AGCACAUUUAUGAAACAUGGAGCUGAGGGAGAAGAGGCGCAGACUGAGAGCGCAGGUGACAGAGCGGCUGACUGCGGCUGCGGACGAGAUCUUUGCGCUGUUUGAAAGAACAAUAGCGGAGUAUGAGGAGGAACUGAGCCGCUCCAAAGAGGAGAACCAGAGGAAACAGCGGCUCCUGGACUCGGCUCUCUGCGCGCACACACACGCGCGCUCUGCAGGUGUUAAGAUUCAAGCAGAGAGUCCAGAAGAGGCACAACAUGAACAGAAACAUGAAUCUGCAGCGAUUAAAGAGGAACCGGAGGAACCGGAGGAACUGUGCUUCGUCCAACCAGUGAGUGUGAAGAACGAGGAGCUUCCACAAACUGAGCUCAAAGACGAGCCACAGGGAGAGCACAGCGGAGGAGCAGACGCAGACUUCACACAGGAACCAUUUCUACUCCAGGCCAUGGACCGCAGCAAAGUCUGGACCAAGCUCUGGGAACCUCCGGCACAGAUGGAGACGGAGGCCCCCGGAGAUCACUACACCCAAGACUACGACCGAGACUACACCCAAGACUACGCCCGAGACCACAGCCAGAGGAACGACACGAGUCCAACCGCACACAACCCCGGUCUGUACAGCAAAUACACGUGUGGAGCAAAUGUGGAGGGGGCCCUGGCACGGACUGGAGGAGGAGGAGGAGGUGGAGGAGGAGGAGGAGAGACUAGAGCUGCUGUCAGAGAGGGACAGAUAAACGACACAAGUCUAACAGCACACAACUCAGGAGGAGGAAAACGAGGAGGAAGAGGAGAGACCAGAGCCACUGCCUCCGAGGGACAAAUAAAAGACACGAGUCCAGCUGCUUUAAACUCAAAAUGCCCCUCGGAGAACGUUUUGUAUUUGGGCAGCGCUAAAGUCCACGUGUGUGUGUUUUGUGAAAAGAGAUUCUCCACCAAUCAGAGUUUACAGAUCCACAUUCGAGUGCACACGGGGGAGAAACCUUACAGCUGUCCAGUCUGCGGGAAGUGCUUCACACAGAAGGCUCACCUGAAGACGCACAUCAGGACGCACACCAAAGAGCGGCCUUACAGGUGUUCGAUCUGCUUCAAGUCUUUUAUGCAUAAAGUGUCUCUGAAUCUGCACAUGGAGAAGACGCACCCGGAGCAGGUGGGCUGAGGUGUGUG